AUGAAAGCCAAAGUAAGUACAAAGUUUAACUUGAUUGUUAGUGUCACUCAAAGUAGAAAUGCUAGGAGAUAUGCUUUGGAUGAGAUAAAGGGUAGUUUGAUAGAACAUUAUGGUAAAGUAUGGAGUUAUGGAGAAGAAAUAAUGAGGAAAAAUCCUGGUUCAAUAGUAAAGAUAUAUGUGAAUGUCAUGCCGGAUUCCACCACUUACUUUUCUAAAAUGUAUGUUUGUUUUAAGGGUGUGAAGGAUGGCUGGAUUGCAACAUGUAGGAGGGUAAUAGGGGUAGAUGGUUGUUUUAUAAAGGGUAUAUGUAGAGGCCAACUGUUAGAAGCUAUGGGUAGGGAUGAAAACAACCACAUCUUCCCUAUUGCAUGGGCUAUGGUGGAAGUUGAAAAUAAGGAAACAUGGAAGUGGUUUCUUGACCUCCUUCUGGAUGACAUUAAAAUGGGAAUUGGUCAUGGAUUGACCCUCAUAUCAGACCAACACAAGGGAUUAAUAGAGGCUUUCAAAGAAAGGGUUCCAGCAGCAGAGCAUAGACAAUGCGCUAGGCACAUCUAUGCUAACUUCAAGAAAAGAUUCAAAGGUGAACAAUAUAGGAAGUUGUUUUGGGUAGCAGCUACUAGUACUACUCAACCUAAAUUUGAGGCAGAAAUGAAUUCCAUACAAAAAAUUGACCCUUUAGCUUAUGAACACCUCAUGGAAAGGGACCAUAAAAGUUGGUGCAGGGCAUUCUUUGAAGUGGACAGGGCUUGUGAUGCUUAUGAGAAUGGCAUAUCAGAAAGUUUCAAAUCUGUUAUUGAUCUUGCUAGGAAGAGGCCACUCCUCACCAUGUUGGAAGAGAUAAGGAUUUAUACAAUGGAGAUGAAGUAUAAAAUGUUGCUAGAGGGACAAAGUUGGGGGAAUUUAUAA
Molecule: messenger RNA, 906 nt
Organism: Lactuca sativa (garden lettuce)
Lineage: Eukaryota; Viridiplantae; Streptophyta; Magnoliopsida; Asterales; Asteraceae
Source: RefSeq, a predicted model, not a curated record